Messenger RNA from Hordeum vulgare subsp. vulgare (domesticated barley), 695 nucleotides. RefSeq lists its product as uncharacterized. The transcript has a single exon. The record is from RefSeq and is a predicted model, not a curated record. NCBI's taxonomy places the organism in Eukaryota, Viridiplantae, Streptophyta, Magnoliopsida, Poales, Poaceae. Bases 91 to 507 code for a protein of 138 amino acids.
CACCAACACCGCACUCCUCUCGCUACAAGCAGAUCUAAACCUAGCUAGUUGGAUAAUUAUCCAUCCACCAAGAAGAGGGAAAGUUCGAGAAUGUUCCGGCGCAGCGGCGGUGGCGGCGGCAGGGGCAAGACGGCGGCUGGGAGCACCAGCAUGGGCACUGAGCUGCCCGUGGAUGGAGCUGUGCGGGUGACGAAAGUGGACAGGAUCCAGGCCUACAAUCUCGUCUCCAGGCCGUCGGUGCACCACGCUAUCUCGCCGGCGACGUCGGGGCCGGCGGAGAGCCUGGCCGUCAGUGUUGUCCGGGUGGUGGACGUCGUGGACGAAGCUGUGCGGGUGACCAAAGUGGACAGGAUCCAGGCUUACAAUCUCGUCUCCAGGCCGUCGGUGUACCACGCCAUCUCGCCGGCGGCGUCGGGGCCGGCGGAGAGCCUGGCCGUCAGUGUUGUCCGGGUAGGGGACGUCGUCGACGAAGAAUCCGACGGCGUCAUCUCGGUGUCCAUCGCAUAGAACUAAUCACUAUCUGCACCGUAACUAAUAACUGGGCCUGUCGUGCCUUAAGCGUGUUUAACGUUUCGUCAGAGAAACAUAUGUACACCUACGAGUACGCGCACCAGCAGGUUUUAACUGUAAUGGCAAUAGCACGUGGAAUGAUUAUUAUUAAUAAACUGAAAAGAAAAGAAAAGUUUUCCUCUAAA